Messenger RNA from Phyllopteryx taeniolatus (common seadragon), 2137 nucleotides. It is a transcript of the gene chac2, whose product is annotated as ChaC, cation transport regulator homolog 2 (E. coli). The record is from RefSeq and is a predicted model, not a curated record. Bases 313 to 864 code for a protein of 183 amino acids. Gene Ontology annotation, cellular component: cytoplasm. Lineage: Eukaryota; Metazoa; Chordata; Actinopteri; Syngnathiformes; Syngnathidae. The transcript has 3 exons. Gene Ontology annotation, molecular function: glutathione specific gamma-glutamylcyclotransferase activity; gamma-glutamylcyclotransferase activity. Gene Ontology annotation, biological process: glutathione catabolic process.
AGCGGUGCACUAGAUACGUUGUGUCUUUAAUAAUAAACACUCUAUAUAGUCUAGCUAUUCACAAUGAACUAUAUUAUAUGAGAAUCGUGCCUGUCAAGCCCUAAAAUGCACCUUCCACUCGACCAUCAACGCUUGAAUUUGGAACACAACCGGACUUUGUUACGCCACACUGGUCGACUUUGACGAGUUUAACAUCCGUUUCAUAAUGUCUGGAAUAUUACUGUGUAUAAUAUGUUCUGACCCCUUACUCCCCCAAUUAAGCCAUUACUUUUAUUCUAACUAUCAUUUUUGUAUUUUAUUUUUGGGUCAGUCAUGUGGGUGUUCGGCUACGGCUCCCUUAUUUGGAAGGUGGACUUUCCCUACGAGUUAAAGCGAAUUGGUUACAUUAAGGGCUUCAGUCGUCGCUUCUGGCAGGGUAGCACCGACCACCGCGGAGUGCCUGGUCAACCUGGCCGGGUGGUGACACUUGUGGAGGACCCUGAGAGUUGCGUUUGGGGCGUGGCCUACAAGCUCCCCACAGGCCGCGAGCAGGAAGUGAAGCGCUACCUGGACCACCGGGAAAAGGGCGGCUACCGCGUCAUGACCGUGGCCUUCCACCCGCGCCCGCCGCUGGCGCCGCUUCCCAACCGGACCCUGCUCUACAUCGGCUCUCGGGACAACCCCGACUACCUGGGCCCCGCCCCCUUGGAGGAGAUAGCCAAUCAGAUCGUGCGCUCCACGGGGCCCAGCGGGCAGAACACGGAGUAUCUGUUUCAGCUGGCCGACGCCGUCAGGAGCAUCCUGCCCGAGGACAACGACCCGCAUUUGUUUCGUCUGGAGACGCUCGUACGCCAGAGACUACAGCACGACGCCUCUCGCAAAUAAUUCCAAAGUGUCAUUACAGUGGUGCCUUGAGUUACGAGUUGAAUUUGCGCCGUUAUUAGUGGAAAAAACAUUCACAUUGUGCGCCUCUUCUGUUGUGUACGCUUUGGCCACCAGGGGGCAGUAUAAUACAUAAUAAAUUAAGAAGACAACUCAGCUCAGUAAGCUGCAGUAGUAGUCGUCAUUUUUCGAGGUUAAAGAAUAUAUGCUCGUGUUAUUUCAUCACAUCUAUACGUGUUGCCAGACUGUUUGUGUUCAAAUUCACUGGUUUAAAGGUUUAUAACUACCGUAAAAUCGAUGCGACUUUCAUGAGCCCGUCUAUGGGGUUUUCCAUUGUGCCUUAGCAUGACGCAAGCACACUUCUGCAAGUUGUGUUCAAUAUACAACUUGUAAUUCUUUUAGUUUGCUGUUUCGUUUGACAGUAAACUUCAACUGGGAAUGGCAAAGCCUCGUCAUCAGCUUGAAGCCUCUUCGGAAAAAUUGUUCACCAUCUAUCAAACCGCUGCUUGUUGUGAAGUGAGUCGAAUUCACUGCCGCCAUACACCGCUCUUAUCUCAAGGUUUUCCUCACAAGUCAAAGCAAAACAAAUAUCAAAAGAAAUAAAAAUAAACCGAACAACAGCUCAUCUCUCGAUCGACUCGUAAGCCGAGGUACCACUGCAUUUCACUACAGCUGAUCAUCAGUCUUAGGGUUUAUGUCUGUUUGUAAAGCACACAGUCAAUACGCUACCUUCCGCUUCAAUGUGUUCUUAUGCAAAAGUGUUGUUCCAGUUGGAAGCGAUGACGCAAAAACACUUGCUGUAUCAAUCUACAAGAACAAAGCCAAACGAACAGACGAAGGGGAAGUCCAGCAGAUGUAGAUGGUGAAGGAAACAGAACGACGUUAAAAAAAAAAAAUGUGUUCCCAAAGGUGGACUAGUCAUAUAUUUCAUUAUUUUUUUCCCUUGAGUUUUCUGGAGCUGUUGUGCAUCCCCUUUGGUCUGAAGCCCCAGUGAGUACAAAGUUCAGAUUUUGAGCAUGAACUAGUCUGAGCACAAAAACUGAGCAUCUAUUUGUAUAGUUAGAUAAUUACUCAUGUUCCAUUUUGUGGGUUUCAUCUGGAUGAAACAACAUAUUUCUGCACGUGUUUCUGUUUAUGAACACAUGAAAAAACAAUUAAAAUAUUAAAGCUUAGCCUUACCUGAAACAGGGUUCUAACCGGCAAUCUUUCUGUUGUGAGACGACCGCUUGAUCCAAUGGACUGUCCACAAAACUGAAUUAAAAAGUACAUGUCUGUG